Molecule: messenger RNA, 924 nt
Organism: Mesocestoides corti
Lineage: Eukaryota; Metazoa; Platyhelminthes; Cestoda; Cyclophyllidea; Mesocestoididae
Source: the annotation of a GenBank genome assembly
AUGAAGUCAUCGUCCAGCGUUUCAGGAACUGUCUAUCCACUAGGUCGGGCUGCUGCUUCUGCAUUGAUUGAAACAAAUGGUUGUGGGAUGGGGUCUAGUCUGGUGUAUAUGCCGCGUGUUGGAGAACCUCCCAUCCCACGUUCAAGAGGUCUUCUGAGUAGCAACGCGAGCAACGUGAGGGAUCUGUGCCUUGCCCUCGGAGCCAAAUCUGUCUACUACGUCCUCGCACUGAUCGUCUCCUACCUCCUCGAGCCGAAGCAUGCCUUUUUCAUCGUCCAACUGCUCAACCGCAUCCUCCUCACCCAGCCGGCGUUGAGCGACUUCCGUGAUUACCUGCGUGGAUUCGAUCCUGUGGUAAUUUGCCCUCACUCCCGUCUCGGCGUCUUCGAGCAGCUCUACCGUGCGUGGUGUCACAACCCCGUGGCUCUCCUCUCGCUCUGUCUCCUCACGCGAAAUUACAACCACUGUCGGAAGUUGAUCAAUGGAGAAUUGGCCGUUUCGGUGGAAGUCUUGGUGGAGAUGGACCAGCUAAUUCAGCUGUUGGAGUCGCCGGUGUUUGCGAGUGCGUUGCUUUGCUCUCUCUCUCUCUCUCACUUUCACCACUUGGAGCUCGCGUCAGUUAGGGCCUUUCUCAUUGCAGGCCUGAGGCUCCAUCUGGUCGAUAGGCGGUACAGCGCAGCCCUACAGGAGACCCUCUACUGCCUUCUCAUGUGUCUUCCACAGACAGAGGCCUUCGAGACGCUCAGGCGUCGACUGCAGUGCCUUCCGAGCCACACACUUGUCGAGGCCGAGGUGUAUGUGCUAUCCUUAUUCGUCCCCCUCCCCACCAAUUUCAAUUCCCUUAUUGUGCCGCCUUUCGAAUUGAUCGCAUUAUCUGAGGUAUGUAUUGGUUCGAUCUUCCUUUGUCUAACUUUAGUCCCGUGA